Messenger RNA from Liolophura sinensis, 801 nucleotides. RefSeq lists its product as uncharacterized. The record is from RefSeq and is a predicted model, not a curated record. The transcript is spliced from 4 exons. Lineage: Eukaryota; Metazoa; Mollusca; Polyplacophora; Chitonida; Chitonidae. The coding region runs from base 177 to 665 and encodes 162 amino acids.
CAGCUUGGACCCGAAGCGCCAUUCCCAAGGAAUGUUUGGUCUAUAGGGCUAGUCCAGUGUAUUAGUCUGAUUGUCCCGUUUUAGGUGAGAGCUGCGCCUGGCAUAUUGUGGUGAAAUCAGUGGCUGGAGUUGGAGACGGUCCCUAUGCCGAUCUUACCGUACCAAACUCCAUCAACAUGGCUGAUGUGAACGCUAAGCUGAUGUCCAGCCCACUCCCUUAUGCUAACGCUGAUAUCCCCGCCAAUUGGGAGAACCGCAACAUCCUCCAGGUAAAAAUCGAGGUUUAUUCCAGUGGUCUUAGACAAGCUUGUUUCGUCUUUAACGGCCAAAAGUCUACGGUGAUCUCGUGGAUGUCACGUGAUCGACUGAUAUGCUCCUCAUACCAGGCCCCUGACCACGAGAAGCUGGAUUUACUGGACGUGGCUGGAGAGGCACCAUUCCGAUUCAGCGUGCACGAGACCAGAGGCGGAUGUGAGGGCACCUGCGGGUUUCUCUCUGCCGUAGAACCCGGCAGUGAUUGCCCGUCUCUGGCUGGGGGUCCUGUGCGACCCUACUUCCUGUACAGCACUCGGGGGUCGUCCUGUGCUCGCUGGCAUAGGGGUGAUGAAUACGGAAUUGGCGAUCUCUUUGUGGUUUCUGUCCUGAUGUGUGAUCUGAACAGCUGAUAGAUCAAAGAGCUAAUAGAGAUGCGAAACAGGAUAUAAAAUGAUUACUUUCUCUACGAUGCAUUGGUUAUUGUAGGUUUGUGGAGUUUGCAGCUAAUUCUCAGGGAUUUGUAUUCACUAAGCUGUUAACCGCUGC